AGGUACACAAAACAAAAAAUUAUCGUUCGUGUUUUUCUUGUACCGAUAAGUAUAAGAUUUGAUUCUUUUGAACCCUGAUGGUGUGUUUACUUGACCCAAAACUGUGCGACUGUGAUACUUACAUAAAUAUUUAAGCACCUAAUCCAAAAAAUCAUUUAACUGAUAAGACAGCAGACGAGCACAGUUUACUAGUGAGAAUAUGUUUUCUUUCACUUGGCAAGACAUAAAUGUCACGGUUUUCGAAAAAACAAAAACUUUUUGGAAGACGACAACAAGGAAUAAGACAAUUUUAGACAAUGUUUCUGGAAGCUCUAGAAGUAACUCACUUUUUGCAAUUAUGGGAAGUAGUGGAAGUGGGAAAACCACACUAUUACGCGCUAUCUCAGGACGAUGCCGCCAAAAAACUGGGCUUCUACAAGUUAACGACAAUUUUAUUAGCGAUGACGACAUACGGGAUAUCUCAGGUUAUGUUCCCCAACAGGACAUUUUCGUGGAACACUUGACUGUUUUAGAACAUUUGGAAUUCAUGGCCGCUUUACAAAGAAAAACCAGAAGCAGAAAGAAACAUCAGUCGAUAAUCAAACAACUGCUUUCAGAACUCAGUUUAGAACGUCAAAAUUGUACACUGAUCAAAAAUUUAUCUGGGGGUGAAAAACGUAGAUUAUCACUAGCGAGCGAGCUUAUCAGCAACCCUUUCAUUUUGUUUUGCGAUGAACCCACCACGGGGUUAGAUAGUUACAAUUCGGUUGUGGUCGUAGAAAAACUACAAACUAUAGCACUGUCUGGGAAAAUAGUUAUAAUAACAAUACACCAACCGUCAUCUCAAUUGUUUCAUUAUUUCAAUAACAUUACGCUUCUUGCUGAAGGGAAACUGGUUUUUCAAGGUACCACAGAAGAAGCAAAGUCAUUUUUUGAAAGCAUGGAUUUAUUUUAUCCUGAAAACUACAAUCCAGCAGAUUUUUACAUUCGAUGUCUCACGGGCGAAAAUGUUCAAGAAAUGUGCAAAAUGUUCAUACAAUGGAAGACUAGUCAAUCUACAAUAUACUGUUCACACUGCAACCAUGUAGAUAACAUAUUGCUAGACAAACAAAACAAAAAUAAUUUCUUCCACGAGCUUAAAUGGUUAAUGUGGAGAAAUUACCUAUCAAUUAAAAGAAAUAAAUGGGCACAUUUAGGAACUUAUUUUGUGGUUCUGAUCGAACUUGUUAUGGUAUCAUUCUUCUACUCAAAAAUUUCGUUCACUGACCGAGAAAGUGCUCAGAACAUCGAAGGGUUUAUAGCAUUUAUAGGAUCAGAAUUUACAUUCACUAACAUGUAUUCAGUUAUAAAUGUAUUUCCAAGUGAAGUUGAAGUUUUUAUACGAGAAAAAACUCUAUAUUCUAGUUGUGCAUACUUCAUAUCAAAAAUUUUGUCAGUGAUACCCUUGUCGCUACUGAGCACGAUGUUGUAUAUGACGAUCUUAUUUACAAUAAUCAAGUUUCUAAAUGGUUUCUACCUAUGGGUUCAAAUGACGUAUUUGACGUUUUUAGUAAGCAUGGCGGCUUCAGCUUUGGGUUUAGCGUUUUCGGCAACUUUUUCCACAGUCGACCAUAUCGACUUAUACUUAGGACCUCUGGAGUUUCUGCUUCUUUUACUUUCAGGUCUAAUGGUUAAAUUAGAUGUUAUACCGGUCGCUUUAAGGUGGUUGAAAUAUCUUUCACCGUUUUAUUACGCUUUCGAUUCACUAUCUAACCUAUUGUGGAAAGACGUUACUAACAUUGGUAAUUGUGCAGGAAAUGAAACCAUUCCUUGUUACAGUAAUGGAACCGAAGUUUUACGUAAUUAUGGUAUUUAUAAAAGUUUUAACACUGUAACCUACGAUAUUUUGUAUUUACAUUUGCUUGCAACUGCGUUAUGUUUAAUAGGAUUUGGAGGCAUAGUAAGGAAGAAAAUUUUGUAUAAUAUUUAG
Zophobas morio is the source of this 1948-nucleotide messenger RNA. Its product is annotated as protein scarlet-like. The coding region runs from base 200 to 1948 and encodes 582 amino acids. Lineage: Eukaryota; Metazoa; Arthropoda; Insecta; Coleoptera; Tenebrionidae. Gene Ontology annotation, molecular function: ATP binding; ABC-type transporter activity; ATP hydrolysis activity. The record is from RefSeq and is a predicted model, not a curated record. Gene Ontology annotation, cellular component: plasma membrane. Gene Ontology annotation, biological process: transmembrane transport. The transcript has 11 exons.